AUGGAAUCAGAAUGGCUGAAUUAUAUAUCUAAUAAUAGCAAUAAUUUUUCAUCCGUAGAGCAAAAUAUAAAAGCUCGAUUAUUUUUAAAUUCAGUAUAUAACAGAAGGAUUUAUAAAAGAAAAAAAAGUAAUUUUUCAACAAAUAAUACCAAUAAUUAUCACAUCCAGUUCCCAACCACCUCGAUUUCAAUUAACCCGAUAGAUUACCAAUGGUUUUUACAGGGUCAAAGUAAUGGCAACAUAACAUUAUGGAAAUUUAAUGAUAAAAAGAAAAACCCCUCUUUUAUUGACUACGAAAGCAAUGAUCAACUAAUGGAUAAAAGGCACGUGACUGUAAAAGAAUACGAUACCUGCCUAUGUCUUAAGUGGUAUACUAUAGAUAGUGGGCUAUUUUUCCAGAGCUCUUUAAGUGGAAUAAGUAUUUGGGAUACAAGUUCGAUGAGUUGUGUCUACCAGUUCCCCGUUAUUGAAAAUGGUAAUAGUGAUCACAUCUAUGAAUUUGAUACUCUUGGAGACCAGAUCUUAUUAAAUGAUCAAAUAUUUGACUUGAAAACAAUGACUGCACAGCUUCAGUUGAGAGAAAGGAAAGCGAGUAAAUAUAACGAUAUCAAUCAGCCCAAUAUUUCAGGGACUAUAAAUAAUGAAACUAUAACUUGUAAAUCUAUAUAUAUAAAUGAACAUGACGUUGCCACGGGACAUAUCGAUGGGAUGUUGAAAAUAUGGGACAUAAGAAAACCGAAUUCCCCAUAUUCUAAAACAAAAAUAGGGAAUGGUCAAAUUAAAAGUAUUAGUUGCGAUAGAGAUACAAUAUGGUGUUGUUAUGGAUUUAAUAGAAUUGUUCAACUCUGGCCAGACUCUGCCACACCAACUUUUAUCAAAAAUUUCAAGCAUGUCGGCGAAUCUAUGGCCAAAGAAAUUUAUGUUACUGGCACUGCUGCUGACAGUGAUAAUUUAGACUUGGUAUUUUGUAGACACAACACUGGAAUAUCCCUUUAUAGUAGUAAAGAUGGGAAAUACCAGAUGGAUUUUGAAUCAACUACUAGCCAAGAACACCGUGAUGGCAAUAUUACUACUAGUACAUUAAUUCCAAGUGUAACAUGUAUGGAUUUCAAUGACAGUAUCAGUACUUUAUUGGUUGGAUUAAAUGAUCAGAGCAUAAUCGAAUGGAAAUGA
Molecule: messenger RNA, 1173 nt
Organism: Saccharomycodes ludwigii
Lineage: Eukaryota; Fungi; Ascomycota; Saccharomycetes; Saccharomycodales; Saccharomycodaceae
Gene: RAD28
Product: Rad28p
Exons: 1
Coding region: 1-1173 (390 amino acids)
Biological process (GO): proteasome-mediated ubiquitin-dependent protein catabolic process; protein polyubiquitination; transcription-coupled nucleotide-excision repair
Cellular component (GO): nucleotide-excision repair complex; Cul4A-RING E3 ubiquitin ligase complex
Molecular function (GO): protein binding
Source: RefSeq, a predicted model, not a curated record